AUGUCGGAACAUUUGUUCAAAGCCCUGAAUCCAGGCAUCAAUUGCUAUGCUAUCUUCGCCGGCCAAUGGCUCUGCAUCCAAGGCAUUCCAGUUUAA
Messenger RNA from Linum tenue, 96 nucleotides. The record is from the annotation of a GenBank genome assembly. Lineage: Eukaryota; Viridiplantae; Streptophyta; Magnoliopsida; Malpighiales; Linaceae.